AUGGUUUUCAAAAUAUUCAAUGUUUUCAAAUUUUUCGAGACUGAAAGUUGUAAAAAUUUCCGUUCUCACUUUUCAAGAUUUACAAAAGUUUUCAAAAUAGCAACCUUAUCGGUUUUCGAAAUUCUCAUGGUUGUCAUAAUAUUCAAUCAAUGUUUUCAAAAUUUUCGAGAGUUUGAAAGUUUUCAAAAUUUCCGUUAUCAGUUUUCAAGAUUACCAAAAAUUUUCAAACUGGAAACUUUGUCGGUUUUCAAAUUUUUUGCGGUUUUCAAAGAUUUUAAAAUACUCAAUGUUUUUCUAGUUUCGAGAUUUUAAAAGUUUUCAGAACUGCCGUUGUUUUCAGUUUUAGAGAUUAUCAAAAAAAAGUUUCGAGAUUUUAAAAGUUUUAGAAUACCCGUUGUUUUCAGUUUUCAAGAUUUUCAAAAAUGUUCAAAUUGAAUAUCUUAAAAAAGCCGGAAACCUGCGAUGAGAUCUGUUAAAGCCUACUGUGAAUUUCAAAUGUUAAAUCUCCACUCAAGGGUGCGUUAUUAUUGAUUCAAAUCCUGAAACAUUUUGAAAACAAUGAAUAUUUUUAAAAUCUUGAAAACCAUGACGUUUUGGAACCCACAUUUUGGAUGAGAAAUUUUUGAGUUUUUAAAAAUGAAAUUUAAUAUUCUGACAAAAUUUGAGAAUCAUAAAACUCGUGAAAAUUUCGAAGAUAUAAAAUGUUGAAACUCGUUAAACCAAUUGUUGAUGAUCGCCAUCGAACGAGAAGAUUCACCGUACAUAGCAUCCAAGAUAUCGCUGCGUGAAUUCCCUUCCAAAAACCAGAAUCGAAACACCGACCGAUUUUGCAUUUUUCCAUUUUUCUGAAAUCUGCGGACACGCGGUCAAAACUACCGUCAGCUAAAAUUGUGUCAGUAGCCAUCUACGAAAACGUACUACACGAUAGUAAAUUUCUUUUGCGAUAGUCGCGGUAAGGCUGAGUACUUAUCGGCCCACCCUUGUAUAUCCUGAACUAUAUACGAUCUAGGUAACAUUUGUCACGAUGAUCAUCCAAUAUUUUUGACACAGUGAAGUAUUCACGUUUCGUAUUCGCUCCCUGAGUCUGUCAGUACAACUUAAAAAAAAUUAAAUAUUUUUAAAGUAAUGACCGAACAAUCAUAGUAUCAGAGACAUAGUACGCCACCCCUGCACCCUAGACUUUAGAAUACAAUAAAUUCAUUAAUAAUAAGAAGUCAUAGUCGUACGAAAAAAGAUUUGGUCAAACGAAGUUCUAUAACGCCAAAUGGUAGCUAUACGAGUAUUACUAGCGAUCGCCAAUGCAAUGAACUUUUCGAAUAUAUAUUUUUUGUAUAUAGUUUCGACCUAGUAGUCAUUGUGAUAGAUGUUUAUUUUUAAAAGUUAAGCUUUAUUUAGUAAUAUUUGCCAUUUAGGUUGUGAACGGUGUAUAGUAUUAAUUAAAUUUAAUAUAUUAACACUGACUCGCGUAUUCAAGCUUGGUACGUAGCGGGAAUUUUUUUGACCAGGUGGCGAGCCAAGAAAUUACGAGAUAACCUCGUGUAAAAAAAUUCUAUGAAAGUUUGAAACAUGUUCCUUCUCUCCACACUAACGUUGAGGUUAGCUCCUCACAGAUGGCGCUGUAACCAACUGUAUGUUCAUAUGGAAAAAAUCUCUUAUCAUUGCAGUCCCAAAAUGUACAGUGAUCUACGACCAAUCAGUUUACUCCAUGUUUUAUCCAAAUUACUUUAAAAGGUACUGUCCCAAGUUUUAAUACUGUAGCGUUUUUCUGGGUUCUUUUAGGUGUGGAUUAAAACACUGGAUUCCACAAAAAGAAAUGCACUGAUUUAUUUAACUUGACGGAACAUUUAUAUACACCACUAUUUAUGUCUGACUAAUUCUUAUGCCACCAUUGACUGCACUAUACCUCACUCCGCUCUGCUACUCUACCGUAUUCCGUACUCUGCCUCCAUCUCGCGGCCGCCGAGUUAUAUACAGUCCCAAUUGCUAUUUCGAGAAAGACCUCAAAGCGACAUCUAGAAUUUCGGAGAUCACUUCGCGUCGAUCUAGAAGGCGGUCCACUGUCACAGCUCUUUCGAGUAGGAGACUCGCCCAACAGAUGGCGCUAUUUCUCGCAAUACUUAUACUUAUUUAGCAAUCAACGAUCUGGCUUUAGAGAGAGAUAAACGAUAUCACCACCGCUUUUGGUAAAGGUUAUGCUACAUUUUUCAAAAGCUUUCUAAACGAUUAACCACGAUCUCUUAUUAUCAAAAAUGACUUUCCGAGAAGACUGUGAAUUUUUUUCGACAGUAUUUAAUUGUUAGACGUCAAAAAGUUUCAUUAGGCGAUAAAAUUGCAUCACUCGAGCUCAUAAAAUCUGGCGUACCGCAAGGUUCCGUUUUAGGGCCACUACUAUUCACAUUAUAUACCUCAUAUUUAACCACAGUCGUUCAAAAUUGUUAAAUAAUGACCGGAGAUACCCAAAUGUAUAUAUUUCACUCAAAUAAUCAUGAAACCCCUUAAAAACAAGCAUCUAGAAGGAGUUUAUAAUUUUGCAAUGAUGAUGUUAAAAAUUCGUUAAUUAAUGGUUUUACUGAGAGAGAAAACGCCGCCAAACGCUGGCCAAGAAUCAUUCGCUCCUGGUCUAAAGAUUUCCGUAACAUAUUUAUAGUUUAUUCGCUGAAUCAAAGCAGUACGUCAAAUAAUGACAGUGACGCACAUGGUUGCCACAUCAAUUAAAACUACUAGGUCCUAGGAAGUUUUACAAAAUCUCGUUUAUGUCGGUUUCGGCAUUUUAGCAAAAUGCUUAAAAGGUCACCUCAAGGUUUCGUUUUUAUAAAAUAACAAUGCAAAAAGAACGAAAAUAAACAACAUUCGAUGGCGUAAUUACCUGACAAACUUUGCGACAAUGAGAAAACUGUUACCAACAUAAAUGUACCCGCGAAAUUCAAACUAAACGUACCAAUUUAGGAUCUAUUUUAUAUAUUUCUAAUAUGACGUAACUGCUUUGUUUCAGUGAAUAAACUAUACCAAGCUUAUAUGUUGUAUUUUUUAUCAGAAACUUGUUGACAGCUCUUAUUUCUUGUCUACUAACAUUUCUAGAUGAAUUUUGAUGUUGAGUUUUCGAUCUACCCAGUAGAUUUGGGUUGAACCAUCAAUCAAUAUAUUCCCAAGUUAGCCAACCCAAUACUGUAUUCGUGCAUCCAAAAAAUAAUCUUGGAUGAAGGAGUAUCAGGUUGUCGGCUAUCUUUAGACAGAAUACUUCGAUCGAUGGUUGAGCCAAGCACCGACUGUGUAUUUUUUACGCAGCGGUGCAUAAAAUGCAUUGUUCUGGGAAACUGAGGAUUUAACCUGCAGUUUCUGACGUUUGAAGAUAGGUAUUUUGUGUACACGAUUGAAAAUCGGUAAAGCUACUUAAAAUAGAUUGAAAUAAAGUAUAUUGGAGGAUA
Molecule: messenger RNA, 3425 nt
Organism: Acanthoscelides obtectus
Lineage: Eukaryota; Metazoa; Arthropoda; Insecta; Coleoptera; Chrysomelidae
Source: the annotation of a GenBank genome assembly